This is a messenger RNA of Platichthys flesus (European flounder), 3387 nucleotides long. It is a transcript of the gene zbtb18, whose product is annotated as zinc finger and BTB domain containing 18. Gene Ontology annotation, molecular function: RNA polymerase II cis-regulatory region sequence-specific DNA binding; protein binding; DNA-binding transcription factor activity, RNA polymerase II-specific. The transcript is spliced from 2 exons. The record is from RefSeq and is a predicted model, not a curated record. The coding region runs from base 586 to 2313 and encodes 575 amino acids. Gene Ontology annotation, cellular component: nucleus. Lineage: Eukaryota; Metazoa; Chordata; Actinopteri; Pleuronectiformes; Pleuronectidae. Gene Ontology annotation, biological process: regulation of transcription by RNA polymerase II.
AGAGAGAGAGAAUGGGGGAGAAAGAGACUAAGUUGCGUGGUGUUGGUAGAAUGAAAGAGGAGUCUGGUGGCAGGAGUGUAGAGGAGGCAGCAUAUGGCUGUAGAAAGAGCACAGCUGGAGGUAGCAUCUCCAUCUGAGGAUGAUGUCAGAGCAGCUGACAGGCUGCCAUCCACCCCACCUCCUCCUCCUCCUCCAUCCCUCCACCGCCUCCACCCCUCCCCAGUCCUUUAUUGUGAGUCUCAGCGGCAGCCUGGGAGAGUUAGUGCUCUGUGUGUGUGUGUGUGUGUGUGUGUGUGUGUUUGUGGCUGCCGAUCAGUUAGGAGGAGGAGGGAGGUGGUAUCUCGUUCCCCCUCCAACAUCUCCUCCACUUUGCAUCUGUCCCUCGCAGUUUGAACAGCGUGGUUUUUUUUUUUUUGCCAGCCUCCCUCUUCUUCUUCUUCUUCUCUUCUACCCACUCAUUGAUUCAGAGAGUGCGAGCGAGGAAGAGAAAGAGCAAGGAAGAAAGAGAGAGAGAGAAACACAGCCAUUCCCAGCCAGCCAGCCAGAGAGCCCAGCUAUUCUGCUACAGUGGAGUUAAUCAAGUUGAUGCAUUCUGCUGCAGGUUAUGAGGACGGCAGGAUGGAGUUCCCAGACCACAGCAGACAUUUACUCCAGUGUCUGAGCGAGCAGCGGCACCAGGGCUUCCUGUGCGACUCCACGGUGCUGGUGGGCGAUGUCCAGUUCCGAGCGCACCGUGCUGUGUUGGCCUCCUGCAGCAUGUACUUUCACCUCUUCUACAAGGACCAGCUGGACAAGAGAGAUGUGGUGCAUCUCAACAGCGACAUUGUCACAGCCCCGGCCUUUUCCCUGCUCCUGGAGUUCAUGUACGAGGGCAAGCUGCAGUUCCAGGACCUUCCCGCGGAGGAUGUGCUGGCAGCAGCCAGCUACUUACACAUGUAUGACAUUGUGAAGGUGUGUAAGAAGCGUUUGAAGCAGAAGGCCACGACGGAGGCGGACAGCACGCGCAGAGAGGAGGACGGUGGGUCCAGCUGCUCUGAUAAGGCAGACAGUCUAUCAGACGGUUCUACCGGCCGGCCUGCGACUGCCGACCUGCUGCACAGUGAUGAGGAGGAGGAUGCGAAGGCAGAGAGUGCACCGCUGUGGCUGAGGCUGCCGUCAGCGGACAGACCAGCGACACCGGCCUUGGCUACAACCAGCCCCGGUCACAGUGAGGCUGUGACACAGGCUGCGGAAAGUCUUCGGGAGAGAGGGAAGCUGCUCUCUCCGGCCGGAAGCCCCUCCAGCUCCACUGGAUCCCUCUCCCAGAGGUCCCACCGCUCCGUGAGCUCUCGUGGAGCGCACAGGGGCAGGAGGGUCUCAAAUGAUGUGGCUGACUGUGUCCUGGACCUGUCAGUGAAGCCUGUCCCCAGUAGCAACCACAGUAACCACCACCAAUCCUAUUACAGCGGUGCAGCCACACCAGACCGCCUCCAAAGCCCAUUGGCUGUGAGGGUGAAGGUAGAGAGAGGCGUGGCUUCAGACGAGGAAGAGGAACUGGGAGGUGGGGACUAUGAAAUGGAGCACAGCGGCAUCAACAAGGCCACAGUUCCCAGUGCCAACGGGGGCCUGACCCACCACGGGGUCGGAGGGCCUCUGUCCGUCCAGCGGCGGCUCGGCCUGGAGGCUCACCUGUCCGCUCUGCGAGAGGCCUCCCUGGCCUCCGAGCUGGAGCGAGACGAGAAGCCAUCCACAGGAGAUGACGAGGACCUACUGGGAGGUGAACACGAGCGCGCCCAGGCCGAGGUGGCCAGCAUGGAUAGCGCCCUGCUGCCCUACGUCUCCAACAUGCUGUCAGCUCAACACACCCAGAUCUUCAUGUGCCCGCUGUGUAACAAGGUCUUCCCCUCCCCGCACAUCCUCCAGCUUCACCUCAGCUCCCACUUCAGGGAGCAGGAGGGCAUCCGCGCCAAGCCCGCCGGAGACGUCAACGUGCCCACCUGCACCAUCUGCAGCAAGACCUUCUCCUGCAUGUACACGCUGAAGCGCCACGAGCGGACACACUCUGGUGAGAAACCCUACACCUGCACCACCUGCGGCAAGAGCUUCCAGUACUCACACAACCUCAGCCGCCACGCAGUGGUGCACACGCGAGAGAAGCCGCAUGCUUGCAAGUGGUGCGAGCGGCGCUUCACGCAGUCCGGGGACCUCUACCGACACAUCCGCAAGUUCCAUUGUGAACUGGUCAACUCGUUGUCAGUAAAGAGUGAACCGCUGGCACUGCCCAAUGUCAGGGAUUGGGCGAUUGAGGACAGCUCCCAGGAACUGUGGAAGUAGAACAGACUGCUGGGUUGGAUAAAGGGAAAGAAAGAGCAGAGUGAGAAAGGCAGAGAGCCAUGGGGAGGUGAACAGAAGUUUGAUGUUCGGGUUUAAGUGAGUCAUGUUCUUGUGUGUCGCAAAAUCUCAUUCAAUUGCACUUUAAUAGCACAUGAAAAUGUUACUACUGAUUUUUUUUUUUUUUUUAUUCUAUUUUAUUCUGAACUCUUAUUUUUAUUUGGCGUAAGUUCUGUCUGGUGGUUUUCAUUGCGUCUAAGGACACGGGGUCCCAGUGAGAAUGUCUUGCCUUUAUUUUUUGGAGGAGUUUUCACUCUGUUUGUGUUUCAUCUCAGAAACAACACUCUGACGCUGGCCAGCGUAUCGGUCCCAGUCCCACAGACAGCAAACCACUGCAGGAGUUCAGGUCGAACACACUGAAGUGAAAAAGCAUUACAAUACACUAAACGGGUUCUGAGAUCGCCACAAGUCGAUACCACCGCACACACAGUUUGAAGAAAUGUGUGCGUGUGUGUGCGUCUUUGUGCCCAGUCCCGCACUACUCUGGCAAAAAAAUGUCACCUGAUGUGCGUGAACGUGUGUAUGAGUGAGUUUUGUGUGUAAUUAAUUUUAUUUUCUACUGGCAUGGAGGUGUCGUUGGCGAAGUGCUCCCCGCUUCUCUCGUUAAGCUCUUUGGUGUCGUGUGUUCAGGGGGAAGCUGACUGACUGACAGACUGAUGGCACUCAUGCAAUGCACAGCCUCCUUUUUUCACUUUUAAUCAAUUUGAAGUAUUUUCUAAAAAUGAGAAAGACCUUUAAAAUUAUUAUUAUUAUUAAUAUUAUUAUUGUUAUUAAUAGAUUUUGUUUCUUAAAUCUAGCUGGCAGUCUUUAAAACAUCUCUUGUUGGAAAAAGUAAUUUAAUUUAAGGUUGUUGUAUAUUGUUCUGCUAUAAUUUUAAAAACUUAAAUCCUUUACCAUUUUUUUUAAAUUAAUGAUUAUUAUUAUUAUUAUUUUGUUACUUUUUUUGUAAUGGGACCUGCUGUUGUUGCAUGACGUCCAAACCUGUAUACUUUAAAAAUAAAAUGUGAAUUUGCUGUA